AUGAGCUUGAUUAACUUUCCUGACAAUGUCAUUGAAGACAUAUACUCCAAUCUAGACCAAAAGAGUCUUGUGUCUAUGAAACAUUCUUGUAAAUUCUUUGAUAUACUGUCGAACCAAUAUCUUUUGAAACAUCUAUACUUUUAUGACGAUUCUAGGCAAACCUUGCCAUUGGUGGAUUAUUUACAAGGUUUCAAAUUCGACUUCACGGUGAUUCCAUUGAGUAAAUUGGAUUCCUUCAUACGAUUUAUAGAAAAAAACACAAACCUCAUAGAGUUGAUUGAUUCAAUUGUAUUCAAUUCCACCGAAUCAAACGUCUUAAUUUCAAAGUUUAUCAAUCUUUUAAUUAGGAAUAAGAGGGGCUCCCUAUCUCAGAUUCGUUUUGAGUCCAAUGUGGACAAUUUAAUUUUUCUAUUGACCCAACAAUCAGGAAGUGGGAAUAAUCAAGAUAUAAUCCUAUACAACCACAACCUAUCUGCAAGUAACCUCUAUGAAAACGAUGAGCUUGACGACUCUCUAAUCCAACCGAACUCGGUCAGUUUAAAUCCUUCCUAUAUCUACCAAUGUGAACAAAUGCAACCAACAUCUUCAAAUUCGUUACCGUUUGAGUUAAAGGAACUACAGAUAUUUUCUGUUGACGAGGCUGAAUUGCUUAAUCUAAGCAAUAUGAAGUUUGAAAAAAUAGAGCUAACGUUACAACAAGUUGACCAAACUGAUCAAUUGUCCAGUGAAGUUAUUGAAAACUGGUCAAACAACUUAGAGGCCCUUCAGAUCCUAAACUUUAGAUCAUUUAACUACUUUUCAAGAAGUAUAUUGGCUUACAUGAAUAAUUACGAAAACCCCAAUGAAAAUUCCCUAUUUGCUAAUUUACAAUGCUUAACUAUAUCAUUGACAGAUUCUAAUUUGGAUAAUGAUAUCAAAGUUUUGCGAAGCUUAAACUUGGGUAAAAUAAAGCAAUUAGAAAUCAAAUUCAAGAGAAAGUUAUUACAUGAUAAUGGUGACAAAAUAAGAGCAAUUGUCAAGCUACUCAAUGAUAAAGAAAUGGGCUCCCAAGUUGAAUCAUUCUCAUUAAUUAAUUCAAACGACUAUAAUAUGUUAACCGACAACGUUUUCAAAAGUGAAAUCUUUAACGACUCCAAUCUAUGUCUAGCAUUGAUGAAUGAUUUCAAUUUAAUCAAUGAUCUAUCGGUACCUAAGAACCUCAAACAUUUGACAAUAAGCUUAAACAACUUUUUGACGGUUGUUGAUGUGAAACUGGAGGGCAAUUGUGAUUAUAAAACGUUUGUCGUUAAUGAAACCUACUUAUUGAAAAAGAGGGAAUAUUUUGAAAAACUUCUUUCUUUGAAGAACUUGCAGACUUUAGUUAUACCCGACUUUCUAUUCAACUGGUUACCAUUCUUAGAUGAAGGAAUAACCUUGAAUGGAGAAUAUGACGAGCUCUACUGCGAGUCAAUGGGCGUAAAAUCAACUGCAAUUGUAAGGAAAUUAUACUCAAGGUUUAAAAAUUUUGACGAUAGAUCUGGUCUAGGUAUUAUUAAUAAGCCAAUUUACCAUGAUGGCCAGGAAAUUUUCAUGGGCUUUUAUCUUGAUAAGUUGGCCCCAGUCAUGCUCCAUAUUGCGGAAUCAUUACCAAAACUCGAACUUUUAAAUCUGGGAGGUGCACUAGUGUCCAUUCAUCGUAGUUCUCCAACUUCGGCAGAUGUUCAACAGCUUGUUGGUGUAUAUGAUGACUGGGUGUUUACAAAUUGCCUUAAUGAGUAA
Messenger RNA from Pichia kudriavzevii, 1758 nucleotides. RefSeq lists its product as uncharacterized. Gene Ontology annotation, molecular function: protein binding. The record is from RefSeq and is a predicted model, not a curated record. The transcript has a single exon. The coding region runs from base 1 to 1758 and encodes 585 amino acids. NCBI's taxonomy places the organism in Eukaryota, Fungi, Ascomycota, Pichiomycetes, Pichiales, Pichiaceae.